AUGCGUUUCUCAACUCUCAUCCCCGUCCUCUCCCUCGCGGCCCUAUCCUCCGCCGCCCCAGUAGAAGAAGUCAAGCGCGCAGCCUCCUCUUCCUGCCCCUCAUACACCAUCAUCAACACGCGCGGUACCGGCGAACCUCAAGGUGAAUCCUCUGGAUUUCGCACCAUCAACAGCCGUGUCCGCGCCGCUCUCACCGGAGGCAAGGUCUACAGCACCGUCUACGCCGCCGGAUUCAGUCAAAACUCAGCCGCCGGUACAACCGACAUUGUCAACAAAAUCACAACUACGCUGAGGACCUCACCAAACGAGUGCUUCAUCCUAGAGGGCUACUCCCAGGGCGCCCAGGCUACCGUCAACGCCAUGAGCCAGCUCACCGGCGCAAAAUUCGAUGCUGUAAAGGGUGUGUUUUUGAUCGGUAACCCGGCUCACAAGUCAGGUUUGACGUGCAACGUCGACAACAACGGUGGUACCACUACGAGGAAUGUCAAUGGCCUUUCUGCUGGCUUGGGAGGCGGCAUUCCGAGUAACUGGGUUGCCAAGACUCUUGAUGUCUGUAUCUUUGGCGAUGGUGUAUGCGAUACUACGCACGGCCAGGGUAUCAACGCUCAGCAUCUCCAGUACCCCAGGGAUACUCCUACGCAGAACUUGGGUACGCAGUACAUUACCAAGGCGCUUGGUGGAAGUGCUUAG
Molecule: messenger RNA, 690 nt
Organism: Alternaria atra
Lineage: Eukaryota; Fungi; Ascomycota; Dothideomycetes; Pleosporales; Pleosporaceae
Exons: 2
Coding region: 1-690 (229 amino acids)
Molecular function (GO): hydrolase activity
Source: RefSeq, a predicted model, not a curated record